UUACCUCCUCAACUUUUAGCUUAGUCUGAUUUACUCUGACUCGACACCACGUCAGCAAAACCACCACUAAAAUCACUCAACAUGUAAAAACAAACAGUUUUAACAAUUGAGAAAGCUUAAAAGAGGGAGGCAAAUUGAACUUUUUUCUUAAAAUUUUGGGUCAAGCUCGGGCCAGGCUUUUGAUCCGUGGGCUGGCCCCGUUAACCCGAAAUGAACAGCUCUCGCAACAAAUCUGGUGACCUUCCAGCAAAGAAGAAGAAGAAGAAGGCCCAAUAGGCCACUCGUCCGUCAGUUGGGGCGCCAAAACAUUGACCUAAUUUUGUAUCCGGCUCCGGCCUCGUCUCGACUCCGUGGGGGCGCAGCGUGCAAGGCGUACCGCGUAGACCGCACUCUCCCACAAGCUUGGCAGCCAGCGGCCACCGCCAGACGUAAGAUGGCGGCGGAGGCCAAACCGGCUGCGGCCAGCGGGGUUGCCGGCGAGAUGGAGGUGGAAGCGUACCGCCGCCUAUUCCCGGUGGCCUUCCUGGAGCGCCACCUCGGCGAGUCCGUCCGCAUCGAUGCCCGCCGCCUCAGAGAGGCCCGCCCCACCACCAUCGCCCUCGGCGCCGUCUCCUCCGCGCAUGGUUCUGCUCUCGUCCGCCUUGGCGACACCGCCAUGCUCGCGUCGGUCAAGCUCGAGGUGAUGUCGCCCCCGGCUGAGCACCCAGACGAAGGAUCCGUCGCUGUUGAGUUCCACAUGCCACCCAUCUGCUCCCCGCUGGUUAGGCCAGGCCGAUCCGCUGAGGUUGCACCAGUCAUCUCCAAGGCCCUUGAGGACGUUUUGAUGAGUUCUGGAAUGCUAAAUUUGAAGGACCUCUGUUUGAUCACUGGGAAGGCUUCUUGGCUAGCGUACCUGGAUAUCUAUUGCUUGAAUGCUGACGGGUCUCUGUUUGACGCUGCACUUAUUUCAGCAGUAGCUGCCUUCACACAUUUGGAGAUUCCUUUAGUUUCUGUUGGUGAUGAUGGUAGGUUAUUUACUGUUGGAGGCAAUGAUGGAAAAAACAAAUUUGAAUUGGUCAACAGAGAAAAGAGGAAGCUGACACUUUGCGAUAUUCCAUUGUCCCUUACAUGCGCGCUUCAUAAAGAUAGUAUACUAGCGGACCCAACUUCUGAAGAAGAAUCGAUAAUAGAGACCUAUGUGACUGUUGUUGUAGAUUCUUCAGAUCGCCUAGUGUCAUUACAGAAAGUUGGAGGAGCAGUGACAUCCAUGGCGACUAUUAAGGAGUGCAUUAGCUUGGCGAAAGAAAGAAGACAGAGCCUAAGAGAAAUUCUGAUAGACUCUGUCAAAGCCAUGGAAGUCGACCAAACUGAAUAAUUCUGCAAAUAGAUUCAGUUAAUCUAACCGCAUUAUUUCUUGAUGGCUUCUCUCUGUCUCGGCUGCACUGGUUGUAACGGCAGUUUUGUUGACUUAGUCCAAGUAUGUAGCUAUUUGUACUCUACAGUCUUCACAGAAUUCUUCACUUAAGCAGCCUGACAAUUUUGUUUGAUGAGCAUGUCUGCAAUGCACCUUUUCUCGCAAGUUGCCAUCUUGUAAUGCCCUAAUUCACAUUUUGCAAUAUUUUAUUUUUUUUCAAGAUUAAUUAGAACUAA
Molecule: messenger RNA, 1629 nt
Organism: Sorghum bicolor (sorghum)
Lineage: Eukaryota; Viridiplantae; Streptophyta; Magnoliopsida; Poales; Poaceae
Product: exosome complex component RRP43
Exons: 7
Coding region: 434-1354 (306 amino acids)
Biological process (GO): nuclear mRNA surveillance; U5 snRNA 3'-end processing; nuclear polyadenylation-dependent rRNA catabolic process
Cellular component (GO): nuclear exosome (RNase complex); cytoplasmic exosome (RNase complex)
Source: RefSeq, a predicted model, not a curated record